AUGAAACUAUCCCACCAUCUCCCCUUCCGGGGGCUCCUACUAUUUUCUCUUAUUUCAAGUCAACUGUGCAAGAUCUGUGAGAUAAGCAAAGAAAAGUACUUCCAUCUAAACCCUCUGGUGAGCACAAUAAUCGACUUCAAAUAUACCAGUGGAAUCCAAGCUGCUAAUAUCCUGUUGUCACUCAGACUGACUGGCAUCAAUAACCAAAGCCUAGACCAACAAUUUAUCCAACAAAUCAAUGUGGCAAGGAAAGGAUCAUAUUUAACCUCAGGACAACUUGCCUUAAUGACACUGGCUUUGGGAGCAUGUAAAAACCCCAAUACUUCAUAUAGAUUUGAUCCUCACCUAAUAGAUCAACUGGAAAAGAAAUUUCAAGCAGAAAUUGAAAACAUGGAAGCACAUGAAGGCAGUCCACUGACUAACUACUACCAGUUCAGCACGACUGUCUUGACCUUAUGCCUUUUCAAUGGAAAGUAUUCAAUCACCAAAGUUUCACAACUCUUGAUGCCUAAUAAUAAAAACUAUUAUUUUGGUGGUCAAUUCUCCGUUGAUACUGGUGCGAUGGCUGUCCUGGCUCUGAGCUGUAUGAAGAAAAGUAUAGUAAAUCAGAACAUACAAACAGAUGUAGAAGUUAUUGUUAACAAUAUACAGCAACUGGUAAAAAAAAUUCUGGCUGAGAAAAAGGAAAACGGUCUCAUUGGAAAUAUAUUCAGCACAGGAGAAGCUAUGCAGGCUCUCUUUGUCUCAUCAAGUGAUGACAAUGAACAUGAGAAUGUUUGGAAUUGCUCACAGACUCUGGACACAGUACUCAAAGAAGUUUCUCAGGGAACGUUCAGUUUGCCCAUUGCUGCAGCUCAGGUCUUACCAGCUCUACUGGGAAAGACUUACUUGGAUGUUAACAAAGAUUCUUCUUGUAUUUACAAUUCAGAUAAAUUCAACAUCUCUGUUCAUCAGCCUAUAUCUGUGAUGCCUACUAAUGGAUCCUCAAAUAUCACAGUCCAUUACUCUGUGAAAAUCAAUGAAACAUAUUCCAUUACUGUCACUGUGAAAAAUGGUUCUGUCUUCCUAGAUGUAAUGGAGGAAGCUCAGAAACAAAAUGAGACCUUAUUUGGUUUUACAGUAGCAGAGAGCUCCUGGGGACCCUAUGUAACCUCUGUUCAGGGUCUGGAAGCCAACAAUAAUGACAGAAGCUACUGGCAACUUCUGAGUGAAGACAAACCACUGAGCCAAGGUGUUGGCAGUUACCUUGUUCAUGAUGGAGAACAUUUGGAGGUUAGGUGGAGUAAAUAUUGA
This is a messenger RNA of Suncus etruscus (white-toothed pygmy shrew), 1293 nucleotides long. RefSeq names its product transcobalamin 1 (gene TCN1). NCBI's taxonomy places the organism in Eukaryota, Metazoa, Chordata, Mammalia, Eulipotyphla, Soricidae. Gene Ontology annotation, biological process: cobalamin transport. The coding region runs from base 1 to 1293 and encodes 430 amino acids. The record is from RefSeq and is a predicted model, not a curated record. The transcript is spliced from 9 exons. Gene Ontology annotation, molecular function: cobalamin binding.